Acomys russatus (golden spiny mouse) is the source of this 1436-nucleotide messenger RNA. It is a transcript of the gene Slc35d1, whose product is annotated as solute carrier family 35 member D1. The transcript has 12 exons. The record is from RefSeq and is a predicted model, not a curated record. Gene Ontology annotation, cellular component: Golgi apparatus. The coding region runs from base 26 to 1093 and encodes 355 amino acids. Lineage: Eukaryota; Metazoa; Chordata; Mammalia; Rodentia; Muridae. Gene Ontology annotation, molecular function: antiporter activity; GDP-fucose transmembrane transporter activity.
CACCGCCACCGCCGCCGCCGCCGCCAUGGCGGAAGUCCAUAGACGUCAGCAUGCUCCGGUUAAAGGAGAAGCCCCCGCGAAAUCCUCCACACACAGAGAUGAGGAGGAGCUGGGGAUGGCGCCGGCCGAAACGCUGACGGUGUUCCUGAAGCUGCUGGCCGCCGCGUUCUACGGCGUGAGCUCCUUCCUCAUCGUAGUGGUCAACAAGAGCGUGCUCACCAACUACAGAUUUCCGUCCUCGCUAUGUGUUGGACUUGGCCAGAUGGUGGCCACCGUAGCAGUUCUCUGGGUGGGAAAGACACUCAGAGUAGUCAAGUUUCCUGACUUUGACAGAAAUGUACCUCGAAAGACGUUUCCACUACCUCUACUAUAUUUUGGGAACCAAAUCACUGGACUGUUCAGCACAAAGAAACUGAACUUGCCCAUGUUUACAGUUCUGAGAAGGUUCUCUAUUCUGUUUACAAUGUUUGCUGAAGGAGCUCUACUCAAGAAGACUUUCUCCUGGGGUAUUAAGAUGACUGUAUUUGCGAUGAUUAUUGGAGCCUUUGUAGCUGCCAGCUCUGACUUGGCAUUUGAUCUGGAAGGAUAUGUCUUUAUUUUGAUCAACGAUGUUCUGACAGCGGCCAAUGGUGCAUACGUGAAACAGAAGUUAGACUCGAAAGAGCUGGGAAAGUAUGGUCUGCUCUAUUACAAUGCACUGUUGAUGAUUCUGCCCACCCUGGCCAUUGCGUAUUUCACAGGAGAGGCACAAAAGGCGAUGGAGUUUGAGGGCUGGGCGGACACCCUGUUCCUGCUGCAAUUCGCCCUCUCCUGUGUCAUGGGGUUUAUUUUGAUGUACGCUACAGUCCUCUGUACUCAGUAUAAUUCUGCUCUUACCACAACGAUAGUUGGCUGCAUUAAGAAUAUAUUAAUAACUUAUAUUGGAAUGGUCUUUGGUGGAGAUUAUAUUUUCACAUGGACAAAUUUUGUUGGCCUAAAUAUCAGUAUUGCUGGAAGCUUGGUGUAUUCUUACAUCACUUUCACUGAAGAGCAGCUGAGCAAACAGUCAGAGGCCAGUAACAAGCUGGACACUAAGGGGAAAGGGGCAGUAUGACCUCACGGCUCCUCUCCUGAAGACACCGAGGGAGUACUGCUCCUUUGCAAUUGUGCGCCCCUAGGAUUGAUUGCUGCCUUUGAAAAUGUAUUGACUGUAUGUGAACUAUGUUUGAAUUAAUUUAUAGCAGACUGGAAAAAUGUACUGGGUGGGUUUUAAUUUAUUUUUCUUCUCUGACAGUGAAGCAUCAGUGUUUUUGAAGUCUUUCAUUCCAUAGCUUGCUAUCCAGGAGGCCCUGGCAAUAUCUACAAUGUGUUCCAGCUAGGGCUGCCUUCCAGUGGGCUGUCUCUGUGGAGUUUAGUGGAAAUGCGGCUGUGGACUGAAACAACUUCUCCUCCUCCUU